UUGCCUUGUGUUAGUUGAAAAGUUUACAGUAGGAAAACUGAGGACCUGUUCGUUAACUUCUACUUCGGCAGAAGUCAUUUUGGUACCAUAUUGACAAUUAUUAAUCAACAGAUGAUUCCCCGGGGCAAAGACUUUUUAGUGCGGAUAUCCUUUUACUGGAAGCCUUUUUUCAAAGGAAGGUUUCUGCUUGUGACCAACACGCUAAGUGGUGGGGUUAUGCUUUCAUUUGGAGACAUCAUUCAGCAGAGCCGAGAAAUGCGAAAGUCACCUGGCAAAACUCGAGACUGGCACCGAACAGCACGGAUGGCUAUCGUUGGGAGUUCGAUGGGACCCUUUCUUCAUUACUGGUAUUUAUGGCUUGACAAGAUAUAUGUCGGGAAAGCUGUUAAGACUGUCGCAAAGAAGGUUUUGGUUGACCAGCUAGUUGCAUCACCAAUUCUUGGGGCAUGGUACUUCUUAGGCAUGAGUGCUCUGGAGGGACACGGGAUGAUGAAAGGCUGCACAGAAUUCGCUGAGAAGUUCUGGGAGUUCUAUAAGGCUGACUGGUGCGUCUGGCCUGCCGCACAGAUGAUCAACUUCUAUUUCCUGCCCUCGCGGUUUCGUGUUGUUUAUGUGAACACCGUUACUCUGGGGUGGGAUACCUAUCUGUCUUAUCUGAAGCACAGAACGACGGGACACGGAGACGAGAUGUUGAUGGUGGAGCCGUCAGCAGAGACGAGUCUGGAGGCAGAGACGCCACUGCUCGCCGAGAAACUCAGUCUGGAGGCAGAGACGCCACUGCUCGCCGAGAAACUCAGUCUGGGGGCAGAGACGCCACUGCUCGCGGAGAAACUCAGUCUGGGGGCAGAGACGCCACCACUCACGGAGAAACUCUAGAACUGGAACACUGAUCACAGAGUUCUCUAGAGCCGGAACUGCACUGUCGGAACACAUAGCAGACCUGAGCAGAGCUAUGCCAGGGCUGCACCGUAGUGGGUGGGAUGCUCUACACUGCCACCUGCUGUUCGAUGGGUUUCUCAAAGACCUCAGGGGCUCCUCUCAUCUCUCUGCUUAUAAUAAUCAUGUCUGCUUUGCAGCAUAUGCCCCACAUCUGAAUUGCUCCAAAUGAUAUUGUGGAUUGAGGAUUGUUGAUUGGAUGAACUUUGUAAAAUUGCUACAGUUCUGUUCUGUAGGACACCUUGUGCAUUCUUUUUUGGGGCUGUAUGGGAUAAGUGUGAAUGUAUAAGUAUAAGUAUACUCUUUUGAUCCCGUGAGGGAAACUGGU
Molecule: messenger RNA, 1264 nt
Organism: Alosa sapidissima (American shad)
Lineage: Eukaryota; Metazoa; Chordata; Actinopteri; Clupeiformes; Clupeidae
Product: mpv17-like protein 2
Exons: 5
Coding region: 112-876 (254 amino acids)
Biological process (GO): mitochondrial ribosome assembly
Cellular component (GO): cytoplasm; membrane
Source: RefSeq, a predicted model, not a curated record